Molecule: messenger RNA, 1590 nt
Organism: Salvelinus namaycush (lake trout)
Lineage: Eukaryota; Metazoa; Chordata; Actinopteri; Salmoniformes; Salmonidae
Gene: btbd3b
Product: BTB (POZ) domain containing 3b
Exons: 6
Coding region: 1-1590 (529 amino acids)
Biological process (GO): neurogenesis; dendrite morphogenesis; cerebral cortex development
Cellular component (GO): cytosol
Molecular function (GO): protein binding
Source: RefSeq, a predicted model, not a curated record
AUGGUCGAUGCCAAGGGCCGGAAAAUGAAAUGUCUGACCUUCCUCUUGAUGCUCCCAGAGUCAGUCAAGAGCAAGUCGGCGAGUUCUAAGAGCUCCAAAAAGACAGUUAACGUCGGUGGCGCUUCCGGGGGCAGUACCGGGUCCAAGCUGCCGCCGGUGUGCUACGAGAUCAUUACCCUGAAGAACAAGAAGAAGAAGAAGAUGGCAGCAGAUAUUUUCCCCAGUACUAAGAAGCAGGGUGGAGGGUCGUCCGCCACAGUGCAGGAGUACCAACAACAGAACCUGAAUAAUAACAAUACAAUUCAGAACUGUAACUGGCAGGGGCUGUACUCCACUAUACGAGAGAGGAACUCUGUGAUGUUCAACAAUGAGUUGAUGGCCGACAUUCACUUUGUGGUUGGACAAACAGGAGGGACGCAGAGACUACCAGGACACAGGUAUGUUCUGGCUGUUGGCAGUUCUGUGUUCCAUGCCAUGUUUUAUGGAGAGCUGGCGGAAAACAAGGAUGAAAUCCGAAUUCCGGACGUGGAGCCUGCAGCAUUCCUGGCCAUGUUGAAGUACAUCUACUGUGAUGAGAUAGACCUGAGUGCUGACACAGUGCUGGCCACGCUCUACGCUGCUAAGAAGUACAUCGUGCCUCACCUGGCCAGAGCCUGUGUUAACUUCCUAGAGACUAGCCUGUCAGCUAAGAAUGCCUGCGUCUUGCUGUCACAGAGCUGUCUGUUCGAAGAGCCCGAACUCACACAACGCUGCUGGGAGGUGAUUGACGCCCAGGCAGAGCUGGCCCUGCGGUCGGAGGGUUUCACUGACAUCGACUCCCAGACACUAGAGAGUAUUCUCCAGAGAGAGACCCUCAACGCCAAGGAGGAGGUGGUGUUUGAGGCAGCUCUGAGCUGGGCCGAGGCAGAGUGUCAGAGACAGGACCUCACCACCUCCAUCGACAACAAGAGAAAGGUUCUGGGCAAGGCCGUUUUCCUGAUCCGCAUCCCCACCAUGGCAUUGGACGACUUCGCCAAUGGUGCCGCCCAGUCGGGCGUCCUGACUCUGAAUGAGACCAACGACAUCUUCCUGUGGUACACCGCUGCCAAGAAACCGGACCUCCAGUUCGCCAGCCAGCCACGGAAGGGGUUAUCUCCGCAACGCUGCCACCGGUUCCAAUCCUGCGCCUACCGCAGCAACCAAUGGCGAUACCGAGGCCGAUGCGACAGCAUCCAGUUUGCCGUUGACAAACGCGUCUUCAUCGCCGGGUUCGGACUCUACGGAUCCAGCUGCGGCUCUGCAGAGUACUCAGCUAAGAUCGAGCUCAAACGCCAAGGCAUUCUCCUUGGACAUAACCUGAGUAAAUACUUCUCUGACGGUUCUAGUAACACGUUCCCUGUGUGGUUUGAGUACCCCGUGCAGAUAGAACCCGAUACGUUCUACACAGCUUCUAUAGUUUUGGAUGGGAACGAGUUGAGUUACUUUGGUCAGGAAGGAAUGACAGAGGUGCAGUGUGGGAAGGUGACGUUCCAAUUCCAGUGUUCGUCAGACAGCACCAAUGGGACAGGAGUACAGGGGGGUCAGAUACCUGAACUCAUUUUCUACGCCUAA